AUGUCUAGCACUGCUGGUCAGGUCAUUCGCUGCAAAGCCGCGGUUGCUUGGGAAGCAGGGAAGCCGUUGGUGAUUGAAGAAGUGGAGGUGGCUCCCCCGCAGGCUAAUGAAGUUCGCUUGAAGAUCCUCUUUACUGCUUUAUGCCACACCGAUAUUUACUUUUGGGAAGCUAAGGGCCAAACACCUCUGUUUCCUCGUAUAUAUGGUCACGAAGCUGGAGGAAUUGUGGAGAGCGUAGGUCCUGGUGUGACUGCUUUCCAGCCAGGUGACCAUGUCCUACCAGUAUUCACUGGGGAGUGCAGGGAGUGCCGCCACUGUAAAUCAGAAGAAAGCAACUUGUGCGAUCUCCUCAGGAUUAAUACUGAUAGGGGUGUUAUGCUCACUGAUGGCAAGCCAAGGUUCUCUAUCAAGGGAAAGCCAAUUUACCACUUUCUUGGUGGCUCCACGUUUAGCGAAUAUACUGUCUGCCAUGUUGGGACUGUUGCCAAGAUCAACCCGGCUGCCCCUCUUGACAAAGUUUGUAUUCUUAGCUGCGGAAUGUCCACAGGUCUUGGCGCUACUUUGAAUGUUGCAAAACCUAAAAAGGGUCAAACUGUUGCCGUUUUCGGACUGGGUGCUGUUGGUCUUGCUGCUGCUGAGGGAGCAAGGUUAUCAGGAGCUUCGAGGAUAAUUGGUGUCGAUUUGAACCCCAAGAGAUUCAAUGGAGCAAAGAAUUUUGGUGUUACUGAUUUUGUAAAUCCAAAAGAUUACGACAAGCCUGUUCAACAGGUGAUAGUUGAGAUGACGGAUGGAGGAGUUGAUCGGAGUGUUGAAUGCAGUGGAAACCCCCAAGCCAUGAUCUCAGCAUUUGAAUGCGUUCAUGAUGGUUGGGGUGUUGCUGUAAUUGUUGGUAUCCCAGGCAAAGAUGCUGAAUUCAAGACCCAUCCAAUGAAAUUCUUACAUGAGAGGACCCUUAAAGGGACCUUCUUUGGCAACUACAAGCCUCUCACUGAUCUUCCUGGAGUGGUGGAAAAAUAUAUGAAUAAGGAACUAGAAGUGGAGAAAUUUAUCACUCACUCUGUUCCUUUCUCGGAGAUUAAUAAAUCAUUUGAUUACAUGCUGAAUGGAGAGGGUCUGAGGUGCAUUAUUCGCAUGGAAGGUUAG
This is a messenger RNA of Dovyalis caffra, 1143 nucleotides long. The record is from the annotation of a GenBank genome assembly. NCBI's taxonomy places the organism in Eukaryota, Viridiplantae, Streptophyta, Magnoliopsida, Malpighiales, Salicaceae.